Messenger RNA from Melopsittacus undulatus (budgerigar), 3136 nucleotides. It is a transcript of the gene FBXO45, whose product is annotated as F-box protein 45. Bases 1 to 813 code for a protein of 270 amino acids. Gene Ontology annotation, molecular function: protein binding. Gene Ontology annotation, cellular component: synapse; SCF ubiquitin ligase complex. The record is from RefSeq and is a predicted model, not a curated record. Lineage: Eukaryota; Metazoa; Chordata; Aves; Psittaciformes; Psittaculidae. Gene Ontology annotation, biological process: proteasome-mediated ubiquitin-dependent protein catabolic process; synapse assembly involved in innervation. The transcript has 3 exons.
AUGGCGGCGGGCCCCGGCGGCGGCGGCGGAGGGGCGGCGGCAGCGGCGGGAGGGCCGGGCUGGCGGUUGCCGGGGCGUGUGCUGGAGCUAGUGUUCUCGUACCUGGAGCUGCGCGAGCUGAGGAGCUGCGCGCUGGUCUGUAAGCUGUGGCACCGCGUUCUGCACGGCGACGAGAACAGCGAGGUGUGGCGCAGCUUGGCGGCCCGCUGCCUGGCGGAGGAGGCCCUGCGCACCGACAUCCUCUGCAAUGUGCCCACCUACAAGGGCAAGGUCCGUGCCUUCCACCACGCCUUCAGCACCAACGACUGCUCACGGAAUGUCUACAUCAAGAAGAACGGCUUCACGCUGCACCGCAACCCCAUCGCCCAGAGCACGGAUGGGGCGCGGACCAAGAUCGGCUUCAGUGAGGGCCGCCACGCCUGGGAGGUGUGGUGGGAAGGCCCACUGGGCACCGUGGCCGUCAUUGGCAUCGCCACGAAGCGGGCAGCCAUGCAGUGCCAGGGUUACGUGGCCCUGCUGGGGAGCGAUGACCAGAGUUGGGGCUGGAACCUGGUGGACAAUAACUUGCUGCAUAACGGAGAGGUGAACGGCAGUUUCCCCCAGUGCAAUAACGCGCCCAAAUACCAGAUAGGUGAAAGGAUCCGAGUUAUCCUGGACAUGGAAGACAAAACAUUAGCGUUUGAGAGGGGCUAUGAGUUCUUGGGAGUAGCCUUCAGAGGACUGCCAAAAGUUUGUUUGUAUCCAGCAGUGUCUGCUGUGUAUGGUAACACAGAAGUGACUUUGGUCUACCUGGGAAAACCUCUGGAUGGAUGACAUGGAUUGUUUUGUUGGGACAUUGAGAUGUGGAUGAAUGGGAGGAGAAAUCUGCAUGUUGGUUAGAGGGAAACAUGUAUUAAAGGAAAACCAAAAAAGUGUGGGUGUGUGUCCAAGAACCAUCGAGGGGAUCACAUGGAGUUUUGAAAUGGAGGACCAGCCAUACUUCAGGAAUUGUGUUCCAUUUCCUCUUUCUACCAGGCCAGAAAAAUCCUCAGGGUUGCAGUUGGUUUAGUGGGAAGCUCACACAUUCAUUUUGCAACAGAUUUCAUUGCUAAGAUGGCAGUGUGUGACCUUAUGUAUUUAAGAAAGGAUUUGAUACAAAACUGCUUGAGGAAAUUAACCUGAGAUUUGUAAGUAGCGUGUUUUGUGAAAGACUCCCAUUUUAAAACUGCUUGUUCCUUCCCUCCCCCCCUCCUCCUUUGGGCCAGUGUGGGUACUAGAGGACAGCAAGUCUGGUUGGGUUUUAUUUACAGUUUUUAACAUACUGAGAAGCAUGGUCUGUCAGGACUGUCCUUCUCUAGUAUAAUGAUACAAAAUGUGUGCAGCUAUUUUUAAGUGUAUUUUAAGGGUUGUAUAUAUAGAACACAUUGAAAAGAACAGUUAAAAGAAAGGGUUUGUUUUGUUCUAACUGGGACAUAAUUUCUUAAAGGGACCCCCCCACUAUGUGGCAUCAGAAAAUAUACCUUGGACAGGUAUAUAACAUUCAUGUAAGUGUAUUUCUUUUGUUAUAUUGUAAAGCAUUUUGAGAUGCUCUUGUGGAGUACCGUGCUACAUUGGGUCAUUUUCCAUGUCAGUUUCCACAGCUUUAGCAACAGUUUUGUUCUCUGUAGAAAACACAAAGUGUUUUCUCCACUAGUUUCCUUUUGCCAAAAUUUGCAGUCCCCUUUAGGAAAAGAAGCCACAACACAACGCUGAGCUUGUCAUCCUUUCACAUCAAUAUUAACUUCUUGAAAGCAUUGUUAUGCUUUGUAAUCACUGUUGUGAAAUGUUUCAAAACAAUGAGUAAGGAGCAGUUUCUGAAUCCAGACCUGUUUUCAGCUUAAAUGGCUUUAUAAGGCUUUUCACUUUGGCAGAACUUUUAUUGAAUUAAAUAAAAUCCCCCAGUACCCAAGUAUUUACCUGCCCAUUUUCAGUCAGGACGAGUAGACCUCUCACCAACCCUCUGAUAGGGAUUCUGGGUCAGGUUCAGUGUUUGGACUUUUCACUUGCACUGGUUUUCUAACAACCAUUUACAAACCCCUCUCUGUGUUGGUAUAUGCAGGUUGGGGUGGCUGUGAAGCUGAGAGGUGCAGUAUGAAAGGAAUUCCUGGUGCCAUCACUCUCCUCUGAGUUUGAAAGGUCUGGCUGGCUCGUGAUUCUUGUUGGUGUUUCCCAGAGCUGUCUGAACUAUCUCCGAGUUGGGCAUGCUUUUUAGAGAGGGAGAAGGAAAUGUUUAUGCAACCUUUUCUUGCUUUAUUUGUGCAGGAGAAUGUGAAUUGCCUUAUAGCAGACACUGGCAAUUCUCUGAGCAUGGAAGGGGAAUUCCUCUUAGGCUGUUGCUUGUUCACCCCUGCCUUCCCCCUGCCAUUACUCCGGUCAUGUGAAGAGAGUGGUGGAAGCAGAGGAGUGAGGCUUCCAUUCUACUCCUGAUGAGCUAUCCUUGAAGUGCUUUUUACCCUGGUAGAUAACCAAGUUCUGCACUGGAAUAGACAAUGUAUGUCAUUCCAUUUGAAAGGGUUUAAAAGUAUUUAUUUGUUUCUUGUGUUAUUGCUUAAAGGCAAUAUCAGGGUCUGUUCCUUUUGGCUGUGUUAAAGAAACAAAAUAUGCAGUGAGAAAUGAUGUUUGAAGUGGUGCUGAGAACAACCGAAUAAAUGAUGUGGCACAGGCAUAUGAGUACCUUUUGGGCAAAUCCAUUACAAACAUUGAUUGUAUUGGACUGUAAAGCAGGUACCUGCAUAACAGACUCCUGGGGCACAAAGUAGGUGAAAAAAGGAAACAGAGGCCUGUCCAUUUUCAGAAAAUAAAGUUGUCCCUCAGAUGAAUGUAUUGUCAUUGCAGUCCUGAAAGAUGCAACCUCUGUGCUUGUUCAUGAGUCCAACUAGAUGCAAGUAAAACCCCCAAGAACUUCUGAGGAGUUUUAUUCACAAAUUAAGAUUGACUUCCAUUCUUCAGACUGCAUCUUGCCCUAUAAAUAACUUCCCUCUAAAUUAGAAAUGCUUAACGUUGAACAUUCCCUUAAGGGUGGGUUUGGGGGGACUCACUUAAGUAAGAUCAUAACUUAUUCCUGGAGACCAAUGCUGGCUGUACAAAACAUCAAAAUAAACUCUGCUAUAAUUCAGAA